Molecule: messenger RNA, 2350 nt
Organism: Xenopus tropicalis (tropical clawed frog)
Lineage: Eukaryota; Metazoa; Chordata; Amphibia; Anura; Pipidae
Gene: ndnfl1
Product: neuron-derived neurotrophic factor like 1
Exons: 4
Coding region: 433-2073 (546 amino acids)
Cellular component (GO): extracellular region
Source: RefSeq, a predicted model, not a curated record
UCUCUAAGCAGGUGUGAGGGGGGCAAACGCCAUUACCAUGACAGCUCAGAAGAGCUAGACCCAGGUUACGUUUGUGCGAGACGCCGCACAUACUUAUUAUUAUAGAGUCGAGCAUUCCUGUUUUUAUCAUAUGUAGAUUUUAGAGAUUGCAUGCAAAGCUGCAGGUGUGUCUGGCCGGGGUGCGGCCGCGUCAGGGAAUACAUUUCUGCUAGGAAACACUGAGUAGCAUUUGCCUUUCUCUCUGCCAGAUGUAAGAAGUAAAUAGCACUGGCAGAAACAUCACCUUGGAUUGUGCUACACCAAGCUACCUGCUAAUUCCACGGAAUAAACCCAAAGGGCAGCCAACGCUUCCCCUUGGAAACACUGCCUCUCUUCACAACAGGGCAGCUUGGGAUCACAUUGUGCCUUCUGCUGCAGGGACAACAGAGCAUCAUGGAAAAGCUGCUUCUCAUUCUAGUGUUUUCCAUUCAGUCCUCGUCCUAUAGUCUUGGGGGUGAUGUCUUGUCUCCAUUACAUGCAAAUCAUAUGAGUAACGCCAGGAGCCCACUUCCUAUUGGACAAAGAGUGGAUGGCUUUCUACGCAUGGACAAACCUUCCAGAUUUUACUUUGUUGCAAAUGGAAGUCAUGACAUAUUGACUCUCAGAGUAACUCCAUGUGAAUCGCCACUUUUCUGGACCCUAUCUGGCGUACACAACAAGAGGGCUCAUGGGGCAGGAGGAGUUAAUAAGGGACACCUCAGGCCUCAUAACCAGCCUCUGCACACCAGGACACUUUUUUCCUUUCAGGGCAACGGAGAAGAGACCUUCACUACAGGUGUGACCUCAGAUAGUUUGUAUUUUCUUGACAUUGCAUCUCUGGAGUCAGACACCAGCUUCCAAGUCUUUGUCUGGGACCACAAAAAUCAAGGUAACCUGUGGCCUCAGCUUCCAAAUGAUUCUCAGCUUGAGAUUACUUCUGCGGAAGAGGACAGAAUAAAGCUGUCAUGGAAACCCAGUCUGGGAGAUGGCAAGAAGAUCAAUUAUUGUGUAUUUGUAAAUAAGCAACACAAUGUCAAAACCUUGUGUGCUACCGAGUCCAACAUAAAUAAAAUGUUCAGUAAUCAACUGAAGGAAAAUGAAGGCAAAUCGAGUAAAUCUUUGGACCCAGCUAUGAAGACAUCUAAAAAAAAUUCUAACAAUCUUAAAGAAAAUGUUAUGGAGCAAAAGAUCAACCAUGAUCAAUUGUCUAGCAAGAAUUUUGUGGGAGCUCAAAAGGUGUGCGUCGGGCACUGGACAAAUGCCACCAUUUCUAAAUUAAAGCCUAAAACUCUUUAUUACUUUGAUGUUUUUGCUGUGAACUCUCACACAGGCACAAGUUUAGCAUAUACAGGGACCUUUGCAGAAACUAAAAACAAGCACAGGUCACAGUUAGCAACUCUUCCUAAUGAUGAGAUGGUGAACAUCUUCCUCAAAAGCAAAGUUCUAAGAAUGAUGACUGUUGACCUUCCAGCCCAUGGGGACAAAUGGCUCUUCAUUCAUUCAUGUCUCCAUAAGGUUCAUCUUCAGGUCACAGUAAAUGGAAAGGUCAUUAUAUCCCAAAACAUCCACAGAGCUCAUAACUUCAAGAUUUCUGGCAAACCAAAAACCAGCUGCAUCAUUACAUUGAAAUCUAGCAAGGGCGGUCCAGGUCUGGUGAAAAUCCUUGCUACUACUGCCCAUAACCACUUGCCCUUCCCGAACCUUUCCUCGGACAUCGGUUUUUCUGUUCAUAACUCAACCUGCUCGUCAGCUACCGUGACAUGGACCGGAAGUGGACAUGGGACCAAAUACUGCAUUUAUGCCAGGCACCUAGAGCAGAACUUGGAUCUAAAGUUGAUUCACAAGCAUCAAAACAGCUGCCUCAGCACAAACAGCCGCUCUAAAGCUGAAAGAGUGUUUUGCAAACAUGCAGGGCCCCAUUCCCCAAGAGUGGAAAAAAUCAAAGAUCUGAAACCUGGGAAAACCUAUCUCUUGGAUCUGUACUUCAUAGGUCUUCACAACAGCACCAUCAAGUUCCCCAGCCGUGUUGUAAGAACUCAGGGUUGGUGCUCCUGAGCUGAUUCAAAGCACAAGCACAUAAUAUAUAGUUUGCGAUGUCUCUGUGGGGCACUAAUAAGAACAUAGCUCACUGCAUGUAAAAUGCUUAUUUGUUUCUAAAGAUGAGGCACAUCCAUGUAUAAAUAUAUAUGCUGAAAUAUAAAUAUCUCUGCAACUAGAAACACCAGGCACAGAUGUCCAGCAACAAAUACUCUGAAGUUAAAUCCACCAUAAAGGUGAUCUCUGUAAUAUUAGGGUCUGAGGCUGAGGCAAAUAAAUAUUCUUCUUAAAUGCC